Caenorhabditis bovis is the source of this 243-nucleotide messenger RNA. NCBI's taxonomy places the organism in Eukaryota, Metazoa, Nematoda, Chromadorea, Rhabditida, Rhabditidae. The record is from the annotation of a GenBank genome assembly.
AUGAGCAGUGACGAUCGAGUUGUUGGCUGGAACAAGGCCAACGGAUUAUGGGGAAAACGAUCAGCAUCGUUCGAUUCAACGAUCUACUCGGAAAAAAACAAGCGACCGGUGCAGAAUUGGAACAAAUUGAACAGCCUUUGGGGGAAAAGAUCAUUACCUUUUGAAUAUGACGACGAAAUGGAAAUGCAAAAAAGAUCCCAACUCGCACAAUGGCAGAAGGCUAACGGCCUUUGGGGACGCUGA